This is a messenger RNA of Sciurus carolinensis (gray squirrel), 3390 nucleotides long. RefSeq names its product coenzyme Q8A (gene Coq8a). Gene Ontology annotation, cellular component: extrinsic component of mitochondrial inner membrane. Lineage: Eukaryota; Metazoa; Chordata; Mammalia; Rodentia; Sciuridae. Gene Ontology annotation, biological process: ubiquinone biosynthetic process. Gene Ontology annotation, molecular function: kinase activity. Bases 717 to 2657 code for a protein of 646 amino acids. The transcript is spliced from 18 exons. The record is from RefSeq and is a predicted model, not a curated record.
AGUCAACGCUGGGCCUUCCAGGACGCCAGCGACUAUGGUAAACAGAUCCGGAGCGCGUGUCAGGCGCUCGCGCUGGUGCGUACGCGCGGAGGGGCGCGAAGGUGACCGAGGUCCCAGCUUACUGCCGCCGGGUCCUCUCGUACCGUGUGUUUGGGAACUCUAACUGCUUGGGCUGCAGGUUUGUCAGAACUUUGACCUCCUUAAGGGAAUCCAGCUGUUGGGUUUCACAGCCACCUCUGUGUUACCAGGACUUACCUGAGUCCCCAGCACAUAGCUCCUGGGAGUAGUUACUGACAAGCCAGGUUGUACCUGACUGUACUCUGACCUACAUUAAGAAGUACACUUUAUGCUGUAACCCAGUAGACCGAAGAGGGAGAGAGGUGGACAACACAACCAAGAGAAUCAGUUUCUGAGACAGGCUUGGUUGGCUGAGUCCCAGGUGAAGUAACUUGAGAAGUGGUGAGCACAAGACAAUACGGACUCAACAGUUGUUCAUUCUGCUCAGUGCUGUGGAGAAUUGGGAGUCACUGGAGUCUACCUUGAGCCCUAGGCCCUUUCUUUUCCCUCAGUCAGCCCUUUAUCAGAAAUGAAAAUCAAUGAAAAAAACCACAUAGCCAGCUGCCUUCUGCCCAGAGUUGGGUGUAGAGCUGGUCAGUGUGGUGUACCCUGUGUGAGGCACACACCUGUAAUACUGAGGCAGGAGGAUGCUCUGAAGGAUGGCUGCCAUAUUGGGGGAUGCCAUCAUGGUUGCCAAAGGCCUUGCCAAGCUGACCCAGGCGGCCAUGGAAACCCACCUGCAGCACUUGGGCCUUGGUGGGGAGCUUAUCAUGGCAGCCAGGGCCCUGCAGUCCACAGCCGUGGAGCAGAUCAGCAUGGUCUUGGGAAAGGUGCAGGGACAGGAUAAGCAUGGAGAGUCUGAGGCCACCGAGAACUUUGACGACCUGGAAGCAGAGGUCCACUUCUCACAGGAAGCUGGAUCCACUGUAGACUUCUCUGCAACCUCUACCCCUGACCAGUCACUCUCUCCUCCUCUGGGUCAUGCCCACAGCAAGGGCCCAGCUCCUGCCUAUGUUGCCAGUGGACCCUUUAAGGAAACUGGGCUCCCAGGCCAGGUGGCCUCUCCUCUGGGCAGAGUUAAUGGGAGGCUCUUUGCAGAACCCAGAGACUUAUUCUCUGGUCCUGGCUUCCAGCGAAGGUUCUUCCACCAGGACCAGUCCCCAGUAGGGGGCCUCACAGCUGAGGACAUCGAGAAGGCCCGACAGGCCAAGGGUCGCCCUGAGAGCAAGCCACACAAGCAGAUGCUCAGUGAGCGGGCUCGGGAGCGGAAGGUGCCAGUUACACGAAUUGGGCGGCUGGCAAACUUUGGAGGUCUGGCUGUGGGCCUGGGCUUUGGGGCACUGGCCGAGGUUGCCAAGAAGAGUCUGCGCCCUGAGAACCCCUCAGGAAAGAAGGCUGUGCUGGAUUCCAGCCCCUUCCUGUCAGAAGCGAACGCGGAGCGCAUUGUGAGCACGCUGUGCAAGGUGCGCGGGGCAGCGUUGAAGCUGGGCCAGAUGCUGAGCAUCCAGGAUGAUGCCUUCAUCAACCCCCAUCUGGCCAGGAUCUUCGAGCGAGUGCGGCAAAGUGCUGACUUCAUGCCACUGAAGCAGAUGACUAAAACUCUCAACAAUGAUCUGGGCCCCAGCUGGAGGGACAAGCUGGAGUACUUUGAGGAACGGCCCUUUGCAGCUGCCUCCAUUGGACAGGUGCACUUGGCCCGCAUGAAGGGUGGCCGUGAGGUGGCCAUGAAGAUCCAGUACCCUGGUGUGGCCCAGAGCAUCAACAGUGACGUCAGCAACCUCAUGGCUGUGCUGAACAUGAGCAACAUGCUUCCAGAAGGCCUGUUUCCUGAGCACCUGAUCGAUGUGCUGAGGAGGGAGCUGGCCCUGGAGUGUGACUACCAGCGGGAGGCCGCCUGUGCCAAGAAGUUUAGGGAGCUGCUGAAAGACCACCCCUUCUUCUAUGUGCCUGAGAUCGUGGAUGAGCUCUGCAGCCCCCACGUGCUGACCACGGAGCUGGUGUCCGGCUUUCCCCUGGACCAGGCUGAAGGACUGAGCCAGGAGGUUCGGAACGAGAUCUGCUACAACAUCCUAGUCCUGUGUCUGAGGGAGCUGUUCGAGUUCCACUUCAUGCAGACAGACCCCAACUGGUCCAACUUCUUUUAUGACCCUGAGCAGCACAAGGUGGCUCUCCUGGACUUCGGGGCAACGCGGGAAUAUGACAGAUCCUUCACUGACCUCUAUAUUCAAAUCAUCAGGGCUGCUGCCGACAGGGACAGGGAGACUGUAAAGCAGAAGUCCAUAGAGAUGAAGUUCCUCACUGGCUAUGAGGUCAAGGCCAUGGAAGAUGCCCAUUUGGAUGCCAUCCUCAUCCUAGGGGAGGCCUUUGCUUCUGAUGAGCCCUUUGAUUUUGGUACCCAGAGCACCACCGAGAAGAUCCACAACUUGAUCCCCGUCAUGCUGAAGCAUCGCCUCAUUCCCCCACCUGAGGAGACCUACUCCCUGCACAGGAAGAUGGGUGGAUCCUUCCUCAUCUGCUCCAAGCUGAAGGCCCGCUUCCCCUGCAAAGCCAUGUUUGAAGAGGCCUACAGCAACUACCGCAGGAGGCAGGCUGAGCAGUAGCCAGCUGCUCCGUCCUUGGUGGGUGGCCAGAGAGUGUGGGUGUGCUGGUGCUCUGCUCCCUUCUCUGCCCAGAGGAGAGGGUGGGUCUGAGCAGGAGGAGCUGUGGGGAGCCCCAUAGCGCUCCAGUUUCCACUGCUGGAGGUGUGUAGGCUAAGUGCAAGGAGGAAAGUGAGACCCCCCACUGUUCCAUCAGAAUCCGCUGGUCAUCUGUUCAGCCCCUCAAAUAACUAGGAAAAACGGCAAUUUUAUUUUUGCCCCUUUUCCUAAAGUGAAUGUUCAUCAGAAAAGAGGGGGUACUUCCUUCCUUCAAAUCCCUGCCACUAAAACAAAAUGAAAAACGGAAACAAGAGAAGCACUUUUGGAUUUUGUGUGUGUGUGCGUGUGUGUGUGUGUUUCUAGAUGAGAUUUGUGUUUCUGCCCAUUUUUGACUCCAGCCUGUGAUCUGUGUUGGGAGAAGUGCCACUCUGAACAGUGCCAGUGACUAAAGCCAUGCCAUCUGGGCCUGCUCUUGUUGGGCCUUACAGGGCUGGGACAACUGCAUGUUCUGGGGAACUGCUGCCACAAGGGGGAGGGCCAGGAGCAGCAGAGGGACAGAGGUGCCUGCCGUCCCCACUAGGGCCUCUGAGGAGAUGCACAGCUGCCACCCACACACCAAAAGGGUCAGCACGGCUGUUUUUUGUACAAGUCUUGUUAUUAAAUUUCAGUUCAAUUAAAAAAGUGCUUGUGAAAAGCG